CCUCCAUCAGCAACGCCCCGUAGGCAGCUGCUUUCUUUCAACACCACCCUUUCUCUGGCAACAGCAGGCCUCAAAUGAUCCAGCCAGCCCCAGCAGAUUAGAUCCCUUCGUGAUCGUCUACCCACUCAUUACUCCCUUCCGAUUGCAAGCGUCAUACCUCAUCGCCUACAAACAUCAUGCCUCCCCCUCCGCCGCCGCCGCCGCCGCCCGGAGGGAUGGGAGGUCCUCCCCCGCCUCCUCCCCCCGCGGGGAAUCUUCCCAGCAGACCCUCUGGUUCAGAAGCUAAAGGCCGGGGCGCACUGCUUUCCGAUAUCCACAAAGGCGCAAGGCUGAAGAAGACCGUGACCAACGACAGAUCGGCGCCCAUGGUUAGUGGUGGAGGAGCGAAGUCUUCCGGUCCUGCAAUUCCAAGCGCUCCGCCAGUUCCGGGCAUGGCGAAGCCUCCGACAGGGCUUGCACCACCCGUCCCUCCGGCACAGGCAGCGAACAGGCUACGAAGCAACAGCGAUACUGGUUCAGGAGGUGAUGCAGUGGCGGGUGCCCCGGCGGCGCCUCAACUUGGAGGCCUCUUUGCUGGAGGCAUGCCUAAGUUGCGCAGUCGGGGAGGCGUUGACACCGGAGCUAAUCGGGACUCCCCAUAUCGAUCAGAUGCGGAUGGUUCGCGGAGCGCUCCCCCGCCCCCUGCUAUGUCCGCCCCCAAACCGCCAGGUGCUCGACCUCCACCACGCCCUCCAGCAACAGAGUCGCCUCCUACUCCUCCAGUGAACCCGUUGGUUGCAAACCUCCGGAAACCACCCCCGCGACCGGCUUCCAGGCCGUCAUCGACGGUUUCGACUGCGUCCAGCAGAUCCGCCCCUGACGCUCCCCCGCGCGCACCGCCACCGUUGCCCGGCUCCGCCAAAGGCCCGCCGCCGCCUCCAGUAUCUACAAGAAAACCCUCUGCUCCUGCUCCUCCUCCACCACCACCACCUCCUCCAUCAGCUAGUCCAGCUGCACCUCCGCCACCUCCUCCGGCGGCUGCUCCCCGACCUCCUCCAGCGCCCGCACGCUCUACACCCCCUCCCCCUCCUCCUCCCGGCGCGUCCGCUCCACAGCCGCCGAACGGCACAGCUGCUGCGUCUAUCGCCGUACAAGCUGCCAGAAAUGCUCUCGGACAUGCGCCACCACCUCCUCCCCCACCAGCGGCCUCGGCCCCAUCAGCUCCCCCUCCGCCUCCUCCCAGUGCUCCUCCCAGCGAGCCACCGUCGCGGCCAUCACCUCUGCCGUCUAGCAUAGCACCUCCUCCACCUCAUCAACCAGACCGAUCUACCCUGGACCCGAGCGCCUAUACCCUCAGCAACGGCGGGCCGUCACCGGGAUUAAGCCCUCGCAGUCCAGGCGGACAUGGCAUCAUGCGGGUGGACGAUCAUCGGUUCAAGUUCCAGAGCGAAGGCUUAUUGCCCAAGCCUCGACCAUUUGUGGGAGGCACCAGGCGGUAUCGGGCUGGACGAGGCAGCAGCGUGCCAUUGGAUCUGAGCGCAUUGGUUGGGUAAGGGAAGUAGUGCGGCGAGACGCGUGGUAGAUUAGUAUUUUUCUCCAGACUUGUGGAUUUGCUUAGCAAUUCGCAUAUUGUUAGUGAUCGUAGGGUGUUUAAGGAAUGAAGAUUGGUCUUCAGGUCAAUUGCAUUACAAGUUGCGCGCUCUGUACGUAGUAUAUGUAUUAUACUAAUCUGUACCAGCUGGACUACUGGACCAGGC
Molecule: messenger RNA, 1736 nt
Organism: Aspergillus vadensis CBS 113365
Lineage: Eukaryota; Fungi; Ascomycota; Eurotiomycetes; Eurotiales; Aspergillaceae
Product: putative proline-rich, actin-associated protein Vrp1
Exons: 2
Coding region: 177-1532 (451 amino acids)
Molecular function (GO): actin binding
Source: RefSeq, a predicted model, not a curated record